AUGUUUGUGCCUAAUAAACGCAUAGACGAGAAGGGAAAAGAUACUCAAGUGAAUGAAGUUGUGGGUAUUAUGAGAGUAAACGUCGAGAAAGUUCUAGAGAGGGACCAGAAACUUUCAGAGCUCGAUAGUCGAGCUGAUGCCCUUCAAGAAGGCGGCAAAAGGUUCGAGCAGCAAGCACAAAAGUUGAAACGAAAGUAUUGGUGGAAAAAUAUAAAGAUGAUGAUUAUUAUGGGGGUUAUAGGCCUCAUUAUUUUAAUUAUCAUUAUAAUUUCCAUUGCUAAUGCAGUUAAGGGCGACGACACCACAUCCUCAAGCGUAACGUCGGCUCCUCCAAAAUGA
Molecule: messenger RNA, 339 nt
Organism: Diabrotica virgifera virgifera (western corn rootworm)
Lineage: Eukaryota; Metazoa; Arthropoda; Insecta; Coleoptera; Chrysomelidae
Product: synaptobrevin
Exons: 3
Coding region: 1-339 (112 amino acids)
Biological process (GO): vesicle fusion; vesicle-mediated transport
Cellular component (GO): SNARE complex; plasma membrane
Molecular function (GO): SNAP receptor activity; syntaxin binding
Source: RefSeq, a predicted model, not a curated record